Molecule: messenger RNA, 1651 nt
Organism: Vitrella brassicaformis
Lineage: Eukaryota; Vitrellaceae
Source: the annotation of a GenBank genome assembly
CCCUGCACAGCACAUUCAUUACAUACAAGCUAGCUUUGCAGGACUAGGUAGAUAUAAAAUGUAGACAGCGAUCGUCUGCUCCGCACUGCAGUCACUGAUAGCUCAAUCGCAUAGGCAGACAGCAGAGACUCAGCCAGCCACAGUACAGUCAGAGACAUGCAUGGCAAGCAGACCAACCAACACGAAGAUGUGUGGGCACGCCACCGUCCGUCCCCGCACUACCACACACUCACGUGCAGUGCAUCCGAUAUCUGUAUGCCCUCCCGCAGCGCAGCCCACGACAGCCAAACAAACCGGACACAGACGCACAUGACACAGUGCAUUUCUCUGAUCAUUUUUCUCACAUGGCAGCAGCGACCACCUGUCUCAUGUGAUCUCCUUCCACACCACGCUCGUCCUUGUCGAGAUGAUGCACCACCUGAGACCACAAACGACAGACACAGUCGAUUGAUCGGUAUGGGCGAGUGUUCGGUUGCGGGUGUGUGUACCACUAUGUGUUUGGCGAUGUGCGGGUAGCCGGCCGUCAUCGCUACACCGUCCAGGUCGAACUCGCCCUGCUCGAACUUGAGCGUCGCCAGCUUCCCAGCGAGGCCGUGAUCAGCCUCCCUCGGCGGCACGACCACGUGCACGUGCUCGGCUAACCCACUGUCACUGACUACCUGCACACACACAAAAACAGCAUUCGUUGAACACAUGAGAGAGCAGGUGCAUGUGCAUGCGAUGCUCACCUCAGCGAGGGGACCGCCGCCUUUUGUGCUGCCACACGCCACUUGCCGCAGUGCUUCGUGUGGCUCAGGCGGUUCAUCUUCGGGCCGGUACCGGGGUAAAGCCACUGCACAGAUCAAGGCCAUGACAGGACAAGACAAUGCGAUUCGGCGCUCACCACUUCAGGGUCGUCUUAAUUGACUUGCCGAGCCGCCCUUUCCAGCCGAGUGCAGCAGGGGCGGCGGAAGGCAGCGGCAUUCGUCAUGCCCGUCUUCGGCUGCUUUCUUGAACAUCUGCGGCAUCAUCUUGUCUCUUCAACUGGACACGGGCGGCGACAGCGGUGACCUUUGAAUCAGCUUUGGCAGGAAGGGAAAAGUUCCUCUUCAGUGCAAAGUACACGUUGCAAACCUUCCGUGAGAUCAGCUGCAAGUCAGCUGCAAGUCAGCUGUCUGUCUGCUGCUCUUGAAGAGAAAGAACACAGCAGCAACAUUGUUUGACAGCGUUUCCCCUUCCCUCUCAUUCAUUUCCCCUUUCCUCUCCUUCUCACCUACCUACUUGUGCAGCGGCGGCCUCCUCCGCGUGCUGCUGGGUUGGCCGGCGGGCUCCUGUGGACACAUUCACGACAGAAGCAGAGAGAGGCAGUCGGGUACAUACGGUGUGUGUCGUGUAAGUCUGUGUUUGAAGAACAACUUCACUUGGUGGUCUCAGUGUGUUCCCUCGGUCACCUCAGCAGCUUUCGCCGUGUCUUCUCGGGGAUGAGGCUGGCGGCCAGAAAGACGACGCCGCCCAACGCCAGCUCACCAACAAUCAGGGCUGCAUGCUGCACGUUGCUCUCGUACUCAUUCAUCUCCGCGCGCUGGUCUCUGCACAUCCACUCAGAAAUUCUUUCGACUGCUGCUGGUGCUGCGACGCGCUCUGCUCUCUCCUCCAGCACUUCUCAUCUUCG